AACGAUAAAAGCGGGGAAAUGAAAAACAUAUAAAUACUCCCUUCAAACUUAAUGACUUGAGUGUAACGAGAUCGAUUAUGAGUUUUAAUAUUUUAAUUCAACACCAGACUCUUAUUGUGCGGGAGACACCGAGAGGCAGCUUUUAUGUUAAAAGCAGCACUUACCGUAAUGCUUAGUAUACAGAGGUACACCACGGCCAACAAGAACAACAAAUAAAACAACGCGGGUGGUAGCCCGUUGUUUGGCAGUAGCUGCUGGCUUGAACGCUGUGGUUUCUUUGCGUGAGCAGAAAUGACUUCUCAGAUCCGUCAAAACUUCCACCAUGACUGCGAGGCUGCCAUUAAUAGACAGAUAAACCUGGAGCUGUAUGCCUCUUACGUUUAUCUCUCUAUGGCAUACUAUUUUGAAAGGGAUGAUAAAUGCUUGCCAAAUUUUGCAAAGUUCUUUCACAAUCAGUCCAAAGAAGAGGUUGUGCAUGCAGAGAAGCUGAUGACCUUCCAGAACAAGCGGGGAGGCAAAAUUUUUCUGCAAGACAUCCGGAAACCUGAUAGAGAUGAGUGGGGGAGUGGUGUGGAGGCCUUGGAGUGUGCCCUGCAGCUGGAGAAAAAUGUAAACCAAUCCCUGCUGGACCUGCAGAAAAUGGCCACUGAACACAACGACCCUCAUAUGUGCGACUUCAUAGAAACACAUUUUCUGGACGAGCAGGUAAAAUCCAUCAAACAACUCGCCGACUGGAGCUCAAACCUACGCCGGAUGGGAGCCCCUCAGAGCGGCAUGGCUGAGUACCUCUUUGACAAACACACCAUGGCUGAAGAGGGCAGUUAAACUGAGGCACUGGUGAUCACUGGUGAUUCUGCUGCAUGCCUGCCAAAUACAGUACAUACUGCAUAUGUUAUAAAAGAAUGCUGCUUUAUUUGUGUUCAUUAGCUGCUAGCAGAGGCUGUAGCGCAGACUAGAGUGGUGUAACCCUCACCUCACACUACGUGCAGUGUGUAAAAAUAAAGACUAAGCAGGCCUUUAAAUCAUGCUAGUUAUGCAUUCAAAUUUCCUUACAUGUCACGUUUAGGAAGAUUGGACCGUGACACUUUUAGGCUGUAAUAAUUUAAAUUACAUGCAUUGAAAACUUAUUAUUCAACCUUUUUUGUUUGAGAAUUUAAAAAGCAAAGAGAAAUUCUGCAUCUGUUACACCAGUGGUGUUUAAUAUUUUUUGACUGUAAAGUAAGGUAAAAGCACUUUGGACAGAGUUGGACCUACCAUGUGUGUUACCACUUCAUUACCUCUUAUUUAGCACUUGAGUCCAACCAUCUUGCUCCAUUUGUUGGCUUUUCAAGCUCCUCUUCAGGUAGUGUGGCACCAUGUUGGCAUUAAGCGACACCUCCCAAAGAUGACACACUCAGGCUGAGGUCUUUUGUCCAGCUGAAGCCCCAGGCUUCUGUGUACUGAUAAAGCUAAAACAGUAUUAGUCGCAAUAAGGUUUUUCUGGCUUUUUCAAUUAUUCUAUUCGUUUUCUUUUUUUUCCACUUUUUUUUCAGCUUGUUUUGUUUUUGACAGUUAAAUAAACAUUAACAUGCAUAAGCAGUGAGACCUGUGAAAAUGUUUUCUCAUUGUAUUUUAUUUGGACUGAUUGCUUCCUUCUGCAGGUGUAAAGUCAAAUUGUAGAUACAGUAUGCUUGUAAAAUAAAACAAUAAAGUUGUAAUGUACAAAUAAA
Molecule: messenger RNA, 1709 nt
Organism: Oreochromis aureus
Lineage: Eukaryota; Metazoa; Chordata; Actinopteri; Cichliformes; Cichlidae
Gene: fth1b
Product: ferritin, heavy polypeptide 1b
Exons: 5
Coding region: 292-825 (177 amino acids)
Biological process (GO): iron ion transport; intracellular iron ion homeostasis
Cellular component (GO): cytoplasm
Molecular function (GO): ferric iron binding; ferrous iron binding
Source: RefSeq, a predicted model, not a curated record